Molecule: messenger RNA, 201 nt
Organism: Bipolaris zeicola 26-R-13
Lineage: Eukaryota; Fungi; Ascomycota; Dothideomycetes; Pleosporales; Pleosporaceae
Exons: 1
Coding region: 1-201 (66 amino acids)
Source: RefSeq, a predicted model, not a curated record
AUGCGCGGCGAGCCAUCGCAUCCAUCCAUCCAUCCAUCCAUGUCUCCCUCCCUCUGUCCUUCCAUCUCGUCAUCCACUCACACUGCCGGUUGCUUUUGCUAUCGAUACGCGGCUUGGCGCCUCACUCAACAACCACCACCUCGUCCAUCCUUCCCCUCCCCCUGCCCAUGCAUCCCACACCCAAGGAACCCACGGCGUUGA